Molecule: messenger RNA, 1617 nt
Organism: Paraphaeosphaeria sporulosa
Lineage: Eukaryota; Fungi; Ascomycota; Dothideomycetes; Pleosporales; Didymosphaeriaceae
Exons: 2
Coding region: 151-1374 (407 amino acids)
Source: RefSeq, a predicted model, not a curated record
GCUAAAACGUGUGACUCUACCUCCACGAUUGACGUGUGCACACCGUCCCGUCCGUUCACCUCUCGCUUGUGCAUUCGUUUCUUGGGUAUAAAAUCCCACAAUUGAUUUUUUGCUGUUUUUGUUUUGCCUUCAAAUGCAUAGUUAAACAAGAUGAAAGCUCAGGCUGAGAGGAGCGCCGGCAACGGCGAGGUCGCGAGUUGCGUGUCGAACCUCAUACAUGCCUUUACAGAUGGAUUGAAUGUUUUCAAGCGAUUGCGGGAACGGCGCAGGAAGAGGAAGAGCAAGCAUAGAGAAAGGGAGUCGAGCGCUCCAUUCGAACCGGAGCUGCAAUUGAGCAACUCUCUGAGGAAGGGUCCUGUGGAGCUGCGGGAGAAAUAUGAGAGCUGCUACGGCGAUAAAGGCGAGAAGUUUGCGAAAGGUGAUGCAAUUGCACAUGCAUCACUCGUGGAGACCCUGAUCAAGUUCAAUACUGGCCUAGUGAGGAUUAUUGCGACCUUUCUGCACCAGGACUCCAAGAGCAGUGAUCUGCAGCUGGACUACAAGUCACUGACCAGUCUAUCCGAUAUCUCCAGACGAGAGGCAGUCGACAGUUUGAACUCACUGUAUCAGCGGCUGAGUCAGUCGCAAUUGCAACUGCACCGAAGGUCAGAGUCGAGGGGCGACCCCGAGAAGAAGAAGCGCAGCAGCUCGCGGCAGCGCUCACAGGGCCCGACAGUGACGCGCGUGUCAGUCAAGACCAUCGGAACCACUGGGAGUUCAAAGCAAACGCAGCUAGCCAUGGUGCGACCAAGAAAUGCCCGCAAAGGGUCGAUGAGCAGUUCCAGCGGUUCAUCGAAAGCACCAUCUACGAACGUGAGCUCGCCGUACACGACGCCUCCAAGAUCGCCACCGCUGCCGGAGUACUCGCCCAACGAUCCCUUUCCGCCUCCAAAAGCUCCAGCAACCAAAGGCAACAGCACCGCGCCCAAGAAGCCGGCGCUCUCGAUUGACACCGGACGGCCAACAACAUGGCCGCAACCCAAAGCCACCAAAGCCGCGGCAUUCACCAACUCGUUGCCAACACCUCCGGAAUACUUUGCGAUGAAAAGCCUGCCGCCUCACCUGCCGUUGCCGUUCUCCAAUGCGACCCACAACAUCCCUAGGCGACGCGCCGACAAGCCUACACCGUCGACCUAUACAUUUGCUUCCGACAGCACCAAGCUAGGCGAGAUACCGCAGCGCAACUGGACGGUGCCAUUCAAUUACGAGGAGGCAGAGCGUUUGAAUGCCGAAGCUGCUGUGAAGGGGCAUCCGGUCACGAGAGCUCCUGCUGACCAAAAGGCCAAGACGAGGAAGGGGCUGAGGAGUCUGUUCAAGAAGGGGCAGGCUGCUUGAGGAGGUGGAAGUAAUCUUAUCUUGUUUUCGGUAUUACGGGUAUGGGUGUAUAUUUGCUUCACGACGACGACGAGACGACGAUUGACGACUUUCUUUCUCUAGCGAGCAUAUACCCUUCUUUUACAGCGAGCAUGGAGUUUGGGUUUCGUAUUGAUUGGAUUUCAUUAGUUGUUUACCGGUUGCCCUGUAUUUACUGUUUAUCGUAGUGUUUAUGAGUACUAGCGUGAUCAUCAUCAAGUCAAC